AUGCCUUUCUCUGUGGGAGACAUCAGCCCUGUGGCCUCAUGAAUAUAUUAUAGUGGGUUAUUGUGCAAUGAGGGAGGUAUACUUCACUGCCAGGUUAUGGCCUUCCCAAGCACGGACUACAGCUGCACGCGGCGGCUCUGGCUCUAUUAGUUAACGCUGCUUAUUACUGAUAAGCACGAGAAGCCUGUAUUAUUUUUUAUUUUUUUAUUCUUCCAAUAAAUAAUAGUGCUGUUAUCGAUAUGUCGGCGAGUCUGUUUGCUCCUUCACUGCAAGAGACGUAAAGAAAAAAAAAGAAAAGAAAAGAAAAGCCAGCGUGAAUAACAGCGUUGGUAGAUUGUACUGUACAGUAGUGGGCUAAUUAAACCCAGCUGCGACACCACGGCUAACGUCGGCUAGCUGUCUACAAAGCAGCUGGACGCUCAGAUACCCACUGGUUACUGCGCGCUGCGACCUCAACAUAUCAGCGUUUGAAAGCAUUUACAAGGCGGUUCAGCCAGGGCUGCCACUUCAGGACUGCAAGGGCUCUGUAAUGAUCCCUCCAUUCAUCCGAUGAACCACCUCAACUACAUGAAACCUUCCCUUCCUCCCACUCCACAAAGCAGUGACGGCUCCUUCCUAAAUGACUCUGUCUCCUGGCAACCAGGCACCAAUCAGCACACAGGAUCUCUCUCCGUAGUAACCACAGUGUGGGGCGUGACCAAUCCCACACACAACCAGGUGUUUGGUGCACCAAUGGGCCCAGGGGAGAACUCCGGUGGUCACAUGAUGCCUGGAGGCAGCCCUGGUAUGGGUGCUGGCAUGGGCUCCCAGUUCAUGGGGCAGCAGUCCUAUGGAGAUGCUGUCUCUAAGGGCUAUGGCCAGCCUGGCAUGUAUGGACGUCCCAGUGCUGCUUACAACCCAGCCUCAGGCUAUAGCGGAAGUUACUCUGGUAACAGUGGAGGUGCUGGUUUGGGUGCUCGCCCCCCCUCAGACUUCACCCAAGCUGCUGCAGCUGCUGUUGCUGCUGCUGCCGCCACAGCAACUGCUACAGCUACAGCAACUGUUGCGGCAAUCCAGGAAAAACAGAAUCAGGAACUCACCUAUGGCCAGAUGGGUGGGGCAUCCUCUUACAGCACCCAAUUCCUGUCUCACGCGAGCCCCCGUGGCCCUCCAGGGAUGAAUCCUGGUGGGAUGGUUCCCUCUAGGCCUGGACCUCCACCUUCCAUUGGGGGCAUGUAUCCUUCUCACCCCACUCAGACUCAGAGGAUGCCCCAGCAUGGAGGCUAUCCAGGUGGACAACAAGGACUAAAACGACCUUUCCAUUCAGAGGGUUUUCCAGUGCAACAGUAUAGCUCUGGUGGGAUGUCAGCAUACCCUAACCAGCCUCUGCAGUACCCCACUGGUCCCCAGCAACGAUGUGCCCCGUCACCUUCUUAUUCCACCAACCGGAUGCCUCUCAUGGGCCAGUACACCUCUGGACCACCAAACCCAGCCCCGUUUCCCCCUGGAGCUGGUCAGCCCAAUUCUUCCCAGUAUUAUAAGUCAGAGCCAUUCAAUGGCCAGGGCAGCCUGCCAUCUGGAGGAGCAGGGGGAUACAAUGCCUUUACACAGGCUGCUGUGAACGCGCCAGGGAGGGGUGGAGUGAUGCCGGGAUAUCCUAGCUCUCCAAUGGGAGGGAAUCCCACUCCUCCAAUGACACCUGGAAGCUCUAUACCUCCCUACAUCUCUCCAGGACAGGACACAAAGCCCCACUACCUUCCACCUGACAGCAAGCCCAACAUAAAUGCCCAGCAGCCCUCUACAGGUAACCCCAGCGAUGACCUGCGUCUGACCUUCCCGGUACGAGAUGGGAUAGUGUUGGAGCCGUUUAGACUGGAGCACAACCUGGCUGUCAGUAAUCACGCUUUCCAUCUCAGAGAUUCUGUGUACAAGACCCUCAUGAUGAGACCAGAUCUGGAGUUGCAGUUUAAGUGUUACCACCAUGAGGACAGACAGAUGAACACGAACUGGCCUGCCUCUGUACAAGUGAGUGUCAACGCCACCCCUCUGUCCAUUGAAAGAGGCGAUAAUAAAACAUCCCACAAGCCCUUGUAUCUGAAACAGGUGUGCCAACCGGGACGUAACACCAUACAAAUAACAGUAACAGCCUGCUGUUGUUCGCAUCUGUUUGUGUUACAACUGGUCCACCGGCCGUCAGUCAGGUCGGUGUUACAGGGUCUGAUGAAGAAGAGACUCCUGCCAGCUGAACACUGCAUCACUAAGAUAAAGAGAACCUUUAGCAGUGGCAGUAUCCCAGGGACCCCAGGGUUGAAUGGAGAGGACGGGGUAGAGCAGACCUCGAUCAAAGUGUGUCUCAAAUGUCCCAUAACAUUCAGACGAAUACAGCUGCCAGCAAGGGGUCAUGACUGCAGACACAUACAGUGUUUUGACCUGGAGUCAUAUUUACAACUGAACUGUGAAAGAGGGACCUGGAGGUGUCCUGUGUGCAAUAAGACAGCUUUGCUGGAGGGACUGGAAGUUGACCAAUACAUGCUUGGGAUUCUGGUCUAUAUCCAAAAUUCAGACUAUGAGGAAAUAACCAUAGACCCUGUCUGUGGUUGGAGGCCGGUUCCUGUUAAACCGGAUAUACACAUAAAAGAGGAGUCUGAUGGGCCGGUCCUGAAACGCUGCCGCACAGUCAGCCCAAGUCACAUGGUCCUACCAAACGUCAUGGAAAUGAUAGCGGCCCUGGGCCCAUCGUCCUCGCCUUACCAGAAUCUGACCACAGGGGGCAGAAACACACCAGACUACAACAGUCCAGCGAGUCAAGGAUUCUCCAGCCAAACAGGAUUCCCAGACUUCCCCAACACUCCUGGUACUCCCACACUAGGAGAAUAUGCCUCCUCAGGACCACCACCACCACCCUCAAACCCCUAUCAGUCUGACCAGACGUCUCAUUCUGGACGAAUUGAACACUCCCACAACAUCCUGCAGCAGCAUAAUUCAGGUGUUUACGGUAACCAGAGUCUUGGUGAGGGUGGCAGUCCACUGACACAGAGGACCUCCAACACCCAGAAUUCUCGGCUGCAGGCAGAAGGCUCGUUUGUCCUGGGCGGCCCGGGAGCACAUGGAGGAGAGGGAACCGAACAUUCUCUGGAUCUUCUUCCUGACCUGACCAACCCAGAUGAGCUUUUGUCCUAUUUGGGUCCGCCCGACCUUCCCAACAACAGCAGCGAUGAUCUGCUGUCUCUGUUUGAGAACAACUGACGCCCCACUUCACAUUCGUACAUCAGCCAUCUUGUUGUCCGCCUGCCGCUUUGCCAUGAGCUGCAGCCCUGCCCACGUCAACAUAAGCACUGUUCCAUCUCUGUUCUUGGAUUUUAUUAUUUUAUUUUAUUUUUUUAAUUGUCAAUAGAAACUUCAUAGUGUAUGUGUUUCCACGCAAGCAUGUGCAUAUGGUUUGUUCUGUCAAUAUGUUGUAUUGUCAUUUUUUUAAGUGUCCUGCUGAACCUUGAAUUCAUACAGUUAAUACACAGCAACAGUCACACUUCAACACUGGCUAUAAGCGUAUGAAGAAUAACACUUAGGCACUAAUGUUGUAGACCAGCAGUUUAAACUAUAGCACAAAACACAAGCUGAAGGAUUUGAAUUUACAAUGUUACAUUUUUAGGCUGCGGGAUGUGUUAACUGACAUAUGAGGAAUCAAAAAAUAUGAAGCUUUCUCCUGUAAAUGUAAUAAUGCAUUGAAAUAAUCUCAGUGAAAUACUUACAGGUUUAUUAUGAAAGAUGGUGCAAUGAGCAGUUUGAAAAGCUGAGGAAAUGAAACACAGCUCUUGAACAUUGAAGGUUUUUAGUUCAAGAGUUGUCUUUAAUUUCUUUAACCAGUAGUUAUUUUCUUGUUUGGGCUUAUCUAUUUUGUCUUAAGCUCUGUGCUUUGGCUACAUAUCGGAAAAGCUGGCCAAUUUUUGGUUAUUUGCAAAAUAAAGGCCAGCAUAUAAACACAUUGCCAAGGUGUGCAGUGGACAGUAUAGUAGAUAAUUUUUGAAUACUUUGGGUCAGGAAAGAGGUUAACUGUAUGUUCAACAUCCUUCAGUACUGUGAAAAUACUGAAACUCACAACUUGUCCCUCUGUUUGGUUUUCAAGCAUAAAUGAAUGCAGCCGUUGUCUGUGUUUUUUCUGCCUGGUUUCCAUGUUUGUAAAUGUUUUGAAAUGUAUAACCCAUCAGGGCACGGGUUUGUGUACUGUAUAUUCAACUGUUUUCAUUAGAGAACGUGUGUAUCAAAUUUAUUGUUACUCAUGGUUAUAUCAAUGUUAUUAGUUGGAUGGAUUCUUGUUGGCACUAUAUACAUAUGUUAAAAAAUUGUAAAGCAUUUGAAAAAAUCUGGGACUAUACAGGUUUAUGUAUGACAAGAAAAAAUCAGAUGACAUUGAGUAGCGCAGUUAAAAAUGUCAUGUUCAAAAUGAUUCCUAAUGCCACUUUUUGAAGCUUUUUUUCUAUAAAUACUUAUAUGACUACUCCACUGGAGUUUGUACCCUUUGAGGUCCAAGACUGCCUAAGCAAGGCAACAAUAACUAUUUUUCUUUGUCACGUUGAGCAACACAAUUAUGGCAUAUUUGGGAUUUACGGACUAUUUAACUGCAAAUUAGGUAGGAAAAUAUUAAUUUAUUUGUUUUUAUUUCCUAAAUAUGUAAAGUAUUCCAUUUAUUUUAUAAGACAUUGUGAUUACCAUUAUUUUAUAUUUAUUUUUUAAUUAUAAUCUCCAUUUUAUUAAAUUUGCAUUAUUUUUUGUCCCUCCUGAAAGUCAGAUAAGAAUUACAGUCACAUCUUUGCCAAAUACAAUAAAUAUGCAAGGAUUUGUUUUGGUGA
This is a messenger RNA of Myripristis murdjan (pinecone soldierfish), 4826 nucleotides long. It is a transcript of the gene zmiz2, whose product is annotated as zinc finger, MIZ-type containing 2. Gene Ontology annotation, cellular component: chromatin. Gene Ontology annotation, molecular function: SUMO ligase activity; zinc ion binding. The record is from RefSeq and is a predicted model, not a curated record. Gene Ontology annotation, biological process: regulation of transcription by RNA polymerase II; protein sumoylation. Bases 550 to 3225 code for a protein of 891 amino acids. Lineage: Eukaryota; Metazoa; Chordata; Actinopteri; Holocentriformes; Holocentridae. The transcript has 21 exons.